AUGACUGAUCAGACAUUACUAGCAAAAUCACUGAAAGCUCGAUUAGAUGAUUUGCCAAAUUUCUCAGGACAUCCAUCCGAGGAUGUCGAACGAUUUUUAAAAACUAUUAAAAGCAUAACGAAAGCAACCGAUGAAUCGGAAAACCAGGAGAUUCUUGAAAUUGUACGUGGUAAAUUAGUAAAAUCAGCUGGCAUAUGGUUUGACAAUAAUGAAACUGCUUUCAAGAAAUGGUCAGAUUUCGAAUCCGCAUUUCGAAAUCGAUAUUUUUCAACAACAAUGAUUCAAGAGAAAUUCGAUAAAUUGAAAGGAAGAAAACAAUCUCCUGAUGAAUCCAUCAUAUCAUACAUUGACGAUGUUACGACCGUUUGUCAAGAAAUUGAUCCAACGAUGUCAGACCUGAUAAUAAUACAAUAUUUGAUGAGUGGAUUACGACCUGAUCUUCGGAAAGAACUUUUACGACGGCAAUCAACUCUAACAUCAUUAACCGAAUUUAUUAAAUAUGCUAAAAUCGAACAAGAUAUACAUGAAACAUUUGAAAAAUCUUGUCACCUAUCACUCGAAUCACAACAAAUACAAUUCAAUCAACCAACAUUUCAACCAUUAACGGCUGCAAUUCAACGAUUGAGUCAUCAGUACCAUCCAACAAAUAAGGAUGAUCGGAAUUCACGUUCAUUUUCCAAUCGGAGCUCCGUUACUCAAAGGAACUCGGUUCAUCAAACACGAGAUAAAACAAUAAAAGCACCUGGAAAUCAAAAUCAUCAACAUACAUUCAACAACAAGUCUUCCAACAAUCAAUCCACUCCAUACCGACAAUUGAAUCAAUGCAAAGUGUGUGGUCGAACGAAUCAUCGAACAAUUGAUUGUUUUUAUAAAAAAUCAACCGUAACUGGGUCACAGGAUGGCGGUGCUCCCAGUAAAAUUUUCAAGCCAUCAACAACAACAUCUUCUCCCGUUUACAUCAAAAUUCGUGUUAAUGAUCAACCAAUUGAAUCCAUCGUUGAUACUGGUUCCGCCAUCUCACUUAUUCGUCUCGAUUUUCUCAAAACAAUCCAACACAAUAGAUUUCUCAAUAAACAACAUCUAUGUCAGACAGCAAAUGCAACACCGUUGAAUAUCAUCGGACAAAUUGAAUUGAAUAUUAAAGUUAAACAUAUUGAAACUCGUGGCAUUGCUUAUGUAGCAACGAAUCUAAUUACACCAAUUUUACUAGGCAAUGAUUGGAUUAAUACAAAUCAUGUCCAUCUUUUUGGCGACCAGAAACAUCUAACUAUUCCUGAUCAACAUGGUCAAUUAACUCGAAUUCCAUAUACCGAACCACUCUCCAUUAAUUAUCCUGUUCAAUUGGUCAAUCAAAUCACUCUUCCUCCAUAUUCACAAGCAUUGGUUGACAUCACCUCUCAAGUUACUAAUGCUAAUAAUUUAAUGUUCGAACCCGAUAAUCGUUAUAUAUCAAAAUUUAUUUUCAUACCACACACGUUAUUAAAUGUCAAUAAUCAUCAAACAAAAGUUUUACUGAUUAAUGCUCAGAAUCGUCAACAAACACUCUCAAAAAAUACGCGCAUCGGAACUAUAUCAUAUGAUACAACAUUUUCCAUAUGUACAACAAUUCACAAUCCAGAACCAGAACCACCAACAGAUCAUCAAUCAUCUCAGAAUACAAAAAAUUCUGGAAACGGAGCUAUCUCAUAUAAUAAAGAUAACUCGGAUCAAACAAUACGAAAUAAUUAUUGUGAUCAAUGUCAAGAAUACUUCUUAUCGGGAAAUGAUUUACAGAAACAUCUUCGUGCAGAAUGCUAUUCGGAUCAGAUUCGAAAACAGAUUUUCGAAUCGACAGCACACAUCGAAAAUUCAGAUCAUCGUCUAGCAAUUCAAGAUAUUUUAUGGCGAAACAAAAUAUUGUUUGACCCAACACCAUCAAUUAUCAAUAUACCUUCACAAUCAGCUAUCAAAACUGGUGACCAUCCACCUGUUUAUUCAAAACAAUAUCCUGCAUCUAACAAAGAUCAAGAAAUUAAAGUUCAAGAAACGCAGAAGUUAUUAGAACGUGGUCAAAUAGAAGAAUCAACAUCUCCGUGGUCAUCACCUAUUGUUCUCGUGAAGAAAAAAGAUAAAACAAUGCGGUUCUGUAUUGAUUAUCGUCGAUUAAAUGCCAUAACAAUAAAAGAUGCAUUUCCACUUCCUCGAAUUGAUGAAAUCUUCGACCAAUUAUCUGAUGCAAUGUACUACACAAAAUUCGAUUUCAGGUCUGGAUACUUUCAGGUGCCUCUAUCUAAAGAGGACCGGCCGAAAACGGCAUUCCCGACCCGCGAUAACCAUUACCAAUUUACUGUUCUUCCACAAGGAGUUACUAAUGGACCCGCAACAUUUCAACGAGUAAUUAAUCAUGUGUUAGGACGUACAAGAUGGAAAUACGCAUUAGCAUACAUCGAUGAUGUGAUUAUAUACUCGAAAACAUUCGAAGAGCAUCUUUCUCAUCUUAAAGAAAUAUGUCAAUUACUGAAAGAUACUCGAUUCCGUCUUAAUCCAGAAAAAUGCGAAAUAGCGCGAACUCGAACAGAAUAUCUCGGACAUCAAAUUACAAAUGGUGAAAUUCGUCCAAGUCCUCACAAUGUAAAUGGUUUAUUAAAUACACAAGUACCUCAAACUGCAGAUGAAGCAUGUAAAUUCGUCAAAGCAGCAGAAUAUUAUAGGAAAUUUAUUCCAAAUUUUUCACAGAUUGCUGAACCACUUCGAAAAUUUGUGCCAACUACAAGAACACAACAAAAGAAAGGACAAAAAACAAAGAUUACAUUAGCUGAUGAUGAAAUUAAAGCAUUCGAAGAACUGAAACGAUUCCUUACAACUGAUCUAGUUCUACGACUUCCUAACAACAGAUUCCCUUUUAAAGUCCAAACGGAUGCUUCUGAUGAGGGAAUCGGAGCAGUGUUAUUACAAAUUUAUCCUGAAGGCGAUAGACCUAUUGCAUAUUUAUCUAAGAAAUUUACUCAAGCGCAACGCAAAUGGUCUCCAAUGGAACAAGAAUGUUAUGCUUUUAUUUGUGCAUUAGACAAAUGGCAUAAUUACUUAAGUGGAAUAAAAUUUACAUGGGAAACUGAUCAUAAAGCAUUAACACAAUUAAAUCAAAAAGCUCAAAUAAAUAAACGAUGUGAAAGAUGGAGAUUAAAAAUAUUAGAAUAUGAUUUCAAGGUGAAACACAUUCCUGGCUUAACGAACUCAAUGCCUGAUUAUUUAUCAAGAUCUCCAGUUGAAGAUGCAACAGAAGAUCCUGAUGAAACAUUUUUCACUGCUUCACAAUCCACACAAACUGAUCAUGAAUUAUAUAACAGAUGUUAUCAUGUUGUAAGUGCUGUUCAAACACGUUCCGUCAAAUUACGUCAAACAACAACUGACACGUCCAUCAAUACAACGAAUCCUAUAGAAGAUUCUCUAUUAUUUCAAGAAGAGAAUCGGAUAACUCCAUUUUCAAUGGAACAACUACUGCAAACUCAACAACAUGAUGAAUAUACACAAAAUAUAAUUAACAACAUCAAGAAAUAUAAAAAAUAUUUUAUUUCAAAUGAUCUUCUUAUGCACCGAUCAAAUCCUCCAGUCCCUUAUGUACCACAUGGUGAACUUCGACGAACAAUAUUAAGAAUAUAUCAUGAUACUGCAGCAAAUGGUGCUCAUUUUGGAAGAGAUAAAACGAUACACAAGAUUAAACAACGUUAUUUUUGGCCCUCAAUGUAUAAAGAUAUCGACAAUUAUAUUAAAUCAUGUAUUCUUUGUGCUCAAUACAAUCCUCGUCGACAAAAAACACCUGGUAAAUUACAACCAAUUAAACCUCCAGAAGGUGUAUGGCAAUUAGUAUCGAUGGAUUUUCAUGGACCAAUUACACCAACAUCACGACGUGGAAAUAAAUAUAUUAUAUCCCUUACCGAUAUUUUAUCAAAAUUUGUCGUUACUAAAUCUGUACGUGAUAAUAGUGCUCAAACGGUUGUUAGAUUCCUGAAAGAAGAUAUUAUUACGAAAUUUGGUACACCUCAUUGCAUAUUAACUGAUAAUGGAACACAUUUUACCUCGUCAGUAACGAAUGAAUUACUUAAACAAAUUGGAGCAACGCACCUAUACUCAACACCUUAUCAUCCGCAAACGAAUGGUCAAGUAGAAAGAUACAACUCAACUAUGGAUGCAAAAAUUGCAGCUCUUUCAAAUUUACGAAAAACAGAUUGGGAUGAUCAAUUACCAUUCGUCACAUUCAAUUACAAUGCAUCAAUUCAUUCAUCAACCAAACAAAUACCAUUUGAAAUGAUGUAUGGUCGAACACCUGUAUUACCAUUUGAUUAUCAAGAUCCCAACGUUAUAAUAUCUCACGAUCCUGAACAGAUAAACAAACUGACGAAAUAUUUAUCAUCUUUAAGUGAAAAAGCUAAACAAAAUAUUACUGCAAGUCAAGAACGAUCAAAACAACGAUAUGAUACAAAUCGCUCGAACCCAUCGUACAAUACUGGUGAUUUAGUACUAGUUAGAGUACUUAAUAUGCGCCAUAAAUUUGAUAUUCGUUACGAAGGACCAUUCAAAAUUAUUAAGCAACUUACACCUAAAACAUUUAUCGUACAGCAUAUCCGAAAACCAACAUUACAUCGUCAAGUAACAACAGACGUAUUACUUCCAAUAUUCCAACGCAUUUAA
Adineta steineri is the source of this 4668-nucleotide messenger RNA. The record is from the annotation of a GenBank genome assembly. NCBI's taxonomy places the organism in Eukaryota, Metazoa, Rotifera, Eurotatoria, Adinetida, Adinetidae.